Molecule: messenger RNA, 708 nt
Organism: Rhizophagus irregularis DAOM 181602=DAOM 197198
Lineage: Eukaryota; Fungi; Glomeromycota; Glomeromycetes; Glomerales; Glomeraceae
Source: RefSeq, a predicted model, not a curated record
AUGAUUGUACAUAAAAUCAAUUUAACUGAAGAAGAAUUGGGAAAAUACUUACGAGGUGAAGAACAGAUUAAAAUAGAAAUACAUGAUAAAAAUGAGGUCAUAAUUGAAAAGAAAAUCCUAGCUAAAAAGACAACUAAUAAUGGAGGGAAAAGAAAAAGUUGUGGAGUCUGUGAAGAAAAUGCUGAGAUAAAGAAAAAAAAAAAAGAAGAUAAAGUGGAAAAAUUUAUCAAAGAAGUGAGCACACCAAUUAAAGGAAAUGAGAGAAUGACGUUAGAAAGUCAAUUCACUGGAAUUGACAAUCAGAAUGAGGAAAUUAAUGAUAUAGAAAAAUUAGUGGAAAAAUAUCUUGACUUAGGAGAUAUAAACUCCAGAGCAAUUCAAAAAUGGUAUUUUCUCGGACGAGAUUUUGAACGAAAGGUGGAGGAAAUGAAGAAUCAAGGAAGGAAGAAGAAAUCAGAACAAACAGCCAGGAGAGAUUUGUACAAUGAAAUGAUGGGACUACUAGUAAAAGGGGAUGAAGAUGCUGAAGAAAAACUUAGAGUAAGGGGAGCAUUAAAGGAAAGGAUGCAAGGAGCUGUAAAAAUAUAUGAAUUAUUUAUUGAAAUCAGACAAGACAAAAUAAAUAGAAUAAAGGAAACAUUUGUGACAACAAUAAUAAAAUUUACAGAAUCAGAAAAGAAGGAGAUAAUCGGACAUUUUAGGAAUUAA